UUUCUCGUCUUCCUUUCCGGUCCGACUGAUUCAGGUUGCCAUGGAGAAUCCAGGCCCAGAUGGCGCUGGUGAUCAGGAACGCACAGAAAGUGGUGCAGCUUCGUAGGGCCCGGCUCCGGCGGGACACUCAAACCUUGCUCCACAUUCUGGGCCUCGCACGAUUCGACCUGGGUCUGAUCUGUGUGGACGACCAGCGGAUACAGACCUUGAACGGGCGGUACCGGGGGCAGGAGGUGGCUACGGAUGUACUGUCCUUUCCUGUCCAUCAGGAUUUGAGAGCAGGGGAUAUUCCCAAACCUCUACACCAGGAUGAUUAUAAUCUCGGAGACAUCUUCCUAGGAGUGGAAUAUAUCUACGGAGAAAGCCAAGCACACAGACAAGACUUCUACAAUGUACUAACAGUGACUACAUUACAUGGAAUUUGCCAUCUACUGGGCUAUAGACAUAGUACAGAAGCUGAAUGGAAACAGAUGUUGCAAAAAGAGUCCAACACCCUCCAAUUGUUUAAUCGUUUCACUGGAGCCAGAUUGCUUCCAUUAACGCUGAACACCUUCUGAAUGCAGAUGUUGCAGAGAGCCACUUGGAAUCAUUCAGUUUUACUAUCGUAAAUUAUGGUACAGCACAGAUUCUAACAGAAUAAAGGCAAUGCUCCAUUGGGUUAUGAAGAUUAUUUAAUUGUGCAGUGUCAAUAAAGUCAAUAAUUUUCAGAA
Messenger RNA from Stegostoma tigrinum, 710 nucleotides. Its product is annotated as endoribonuclease YbeY-like. The transcript has 4 exons. The record is from RefSeq and is a predicted model, not a curated record. Gene Ontology annotation, molecular function: metalloendopeptidase activity. Gene Ontology annotation, biological process: rRNA processing. NCBI's taxonomy places the organism in Eukaryota, Metazoa, Chordata, Chondrichthyes, Orectolobiformes, Stegostomatidae. Bases 60 to 557 code for a protein of 165 amino acids.